CCUCAUCCCUAACCUUACCCAGCCAUUGUCGAUUCUUUUUCUUCACGAAGAAGACACAACAGAACAAUUUUCGUUCCCAAGGGUUUUGGAGAGAGAACAACAACAACAACAAGAACGAAUUUUGAUAGUAAAUUAAUCUCAACCCCUGAUACAAUUUCAAAUUUUCAUGGUCUCAAGGGGGAGAAUGGGAGCGGCUUCAGAGAAAUUGCUACAGGACAUGCUGUUGUACGCUGCUAGCGCGGCUCUCAGUUGUUUGGUAUUGUUCGUCGGGCUUCGCCAACUCGACCCGAAUCGCGAGGCGUCGAAGAAAGCCCUUGAACAUAAGAAGGAGAUUGCCAAGCGUCUAGGUCGUCCCCUCAUUCAAACCAACCCUUACGAGGAUGUUAUAGCCUGUGAUGUUAUUAAUCCUGACCACAUUGAUGUGGAAUUUGGGUCUAUUGGGGGACUGGAAUCAAUCAAGGAAGCUUUGUUUGAACUUGUUAUUCUACCUCUAAAAAGACCUGACUUGUUUUCACAUGGUAAGCUUCUUGGACCGCAAAAAGGGGUCCUAUUGUAUGGACCCCCUGGCACAGGAAAAACCAUGCUUGCCAAAGCUAUUGCCAAGGAGUCAGGAGCAGUUUUUAUUAAUGUGAGGAUAUCAAACCUGAUGAGCAAAUGGUUUGGGGACGCCCAAAAGCUUGUUGCUGCUGUAUUUAGCUUGGCUCAUAAACUCCAGCCUGCCAUCAUAUUCAUUGAUGAAGUUGACAGUUUUCUGGGUCAACGUCGAACAACAGAUCAUGAAGCUUUGUUGAACAUGAAAACUGAGUUCAUGGCUCUUUGGGACGGAUUUACCACCGAUCAGAAUGCUCGAGUUAUGGUCCUUGCAGCUACUAAUCGUCCUUCAGAACUUGAUGAAGCAAUACUUCGACGGCUUCCUCAAUCCUUUGAAAUUGGAAUGCCAGACCAGAGUGAGAGGGCAGAGAUAUUAAAGGUUAUCUUAAAGGGUGAGAGGGUUGAAGAUAACAUAGACUUUGGUCACAUAGCUGCCCUAUGUGAGGGUUACACUGGUUCAGAUCUAUUUGAUCUAUGCAAGAAGGCUGCCUAUUUUCCUAUUAGAGAACUUCUCGAUGAUGAGAAGAAAGGGAAACGAUCUCCUUUUCAGGCAUCUAGACCUCUGUCAGAGUUAGAUUUAGCGAAAGCCCUUGCCACUUCACGAAAGACAAAGGUUGCUGCAAAUGAAUAUGGUGGAUUAAACCUAAGAGUGCAAGGCGAGUCAGAGUAAGCUAAGAUUCAUGGUCAAGUUGCCAACAUCCAUCAAUGAUUGAGACCUUGGGGAAAUAACUGGCAUUGAAGUGGGUUCUGCAGCUUAUACGUAAAGCAGUGUGGGUCAGUUAUCAUCCCUGGCUCUCUGGUCCACUUGUAUAUGAUGAUGAUGAUUAACACAAACCCUUUAAAUUUGCAAGCUGUUCCAUCACCAUUCAUUCAUUAUAGUUAGGACCACAAAUUUGUACCUUUUUUUUAACAAGAACAUAUUUCUUCCGGGACUGCAGGACCACCACUUAGGGGUGUAUCUUCUUCAGUGUGUGGCUUGUUUGAUGUUUUUCUCGUGGUUACAUUAUUACUUAAACCACUUUUAAGGUUUCAGAAACAAGGUAAACAUGGAAAUAAAUUCUAGAUAACCACCACCCA
Molecule: messenger RNA, 1668 nt
Organism: Lotus japonicus
Lineage: Eukaryota; Viridiplantae; Streptophyta; Magnoliopsida; Fabales; Fabaceae
Exons: 6
Coding region: 167-1261 (364 amino acids)
Cellular component (GO): mitochondrial outer membrane
Molecular function (GO): ATP hydrolysis activity; ATP binding
Source: RefSeq, a predicted model, not a curated record